GCUGUAGAAGGCUUUAUCAGCUCUUGCGGAGACUUUCCCCUGCACACACCACUCAAGGCUGGAGCUGUAGUGGAGGAAAAUGGGGCCUGUAGAUCUCCUGGCAUUUGCCUCUAUAGAAAUGAAUAGUACAACGGUUACCCUGGCUUUGCUGGCAGUCUUCCUGGUCCUGCUGUACUGGUACUCCACAUCUGCUUUCUCCAAACUAAACAAAGUAGGGAUCCGACACCCUCCACCUCUUCCUUUCAUUGGAAACCUGCUCUUUUUCCGUGAGGGUUUUUGGGAAAACCACGCAAAACUCAUAACCGAGUAUGGACCUGUUUGUGGGUAUUACAUUGGUCGCCAGAUGUUUGUGGUGGUCUCCACACCAGAGAUGAUCAAGCAAAUUUUAGUGACAAACUUCAGUAACUUCACCAACAGAACUAAGCCGAAUUUGAUUUCCAAGCCAAUGCUUGACAGCAUCCUUUGUCUUCGUGAUGACAGAUGGAAGUAUGUCCGGAGCCUCCUAAUCCCAGUCUUCAGUGAAACCAAACUAAAAGAGAUGACACCGCUAAUAAACCAGGCCUGUGACGUCCUGCUGUGUAACUUGAAAGUCUAUGCAGAUUCUGGCAAAGCUUUUGAUAUCCAGAGGUGUUACAACUGCUUUACCUUGGAUGUCGUUGGUAGUGUAGCUUUUGGUACUGAGGUGGAUUCUCAGAAGAAUCCUGAUGACCCCUUUGUUAAGAAUUGCAGAACAUUCUUUGAAAUGUCUUUGUUUAAGCCUCUCCUCAUUCUGAUACUUUCUUUCCCAUUCAUAAUGAUCCCAUUGCUCCGGAUUUUUCCAAACAAGAAACAAAAGGAACUGAAUGGAUUUUUUAUCCAAACCAUAAAAAAUGCAAUUAUCUUCAGAGACCAGCAAGAUGCAGCAGAGAGACGCAGAGAUUUUCUUCAGUGGAUGCUCGACUCCCGCAACUCAGCUGACUCCCUGGCAGCCGGGUGUUUUGAUGUGAGCAGUCCAUCUGCUGCUUCCAGACAGAACGAGUCACCUCUUGCUGGCAGAGCCCCAUCUGAAAAGGUUCAGAAGAUGUUAACAGAGGAUGAGAUAGCAGGCCAAGCUUUCCUGUUCCUGAUCGCUGGGUUUGAGACCACCACUAGCACACUGUCCUUUGCCACGUACUUGCUAGCCACCAACCCAGAGUGCCAGGAGAAGGUGCUUCAGGAGGUUGAUGAGUUCUCAGCAAAACAUAUGGUCCCUGAUUACCAAAAUGUACAAGAACUCCCUUAUCUGGAGAUGGUGAUUGCAGAGACAUUGCGCAUGUAUCCACCUGCAUUCAGGUUCACACGGGAAGCAGCUGAAGACUGCAUAGUGCUGGGGCAGCGUAUUCCAGCGGGGGCUGUCAUUGAAACGGCAGUUGGACAUCUCCACCACAACCCUGAGUUCUGGCCAGAGCCUGAGAAGUUCAUGCCUGAGAGGUUUACAGAGGAGGCCAAGAAGGAACGACAUCCCUUUGCAUACCUGCCCUUUGGAGCAGGACCACGUGGCUGCAUUGGCAUGAAAAUGGGUUUGCUGGAGACAAAAAUUACUCUGCUGAGGAUUCUGCAGAAGUUUCAAUUUAAGACCUGCCCAGAGACUGAGAUUCCUUUGCAGCUGAAAUCAAAAGCCACACUCGGACCAAAAAAUGGAGUUUACAUUAUGUUAGAAUCUCGCUAAAAGGAAAUGUACAUCCUGAAGCCUCCUGGGAUGAGACCCCUUGUUCAGUGACUCACUGGGUGUAAUUAUUUUUCAGAACCCCAAAGACAGGUAGGAGCCUAAAGUCCCACUGACAGUCAGUAGGUGCUGCCUCACUGCCUUCCUGUGGGAGAGCCUCCCGUCAACUUUUUUAAAUGAGGUGUGGGCUCCACAGUGUUUUUGGUGGUUUUCAAAUUGCUGUGAAUAGUACCUGUAAAGAAGCAUCCCACUUUCACUUGCUUUUCUACAUUACACUUCCUUUCACUCAUUUUGAGAAUGCUUUCUUCAUGCUCAAGUUCAAUAAAUGGAGCAGGUGUUAAGCAUACAUGCGAUUUACAGUAGAUUUUAAUUACAAUUCAUUAUCUCACACAUCCUUCUCAUGCACUUAGAAGUCCCUACUCUAGCAGAAGCCCAAGAGGCACCACAGUUAUAGCAGAAGACCUGCGAUCCAGUGCAUUGGAUUUUAUCAUGAGCUCUGCUAAAAAUCAAAGCCAAGUCUGCUGCACAAUGCUUAAUCUCUCCCUGUGUCUGUACAGUGGAAGGAGUUGCACCUUCUUCAUGCUUUUGAAGCGAUUAGAAGUACACUUAGAUUAACAGUUUGCACUUGGCACAUUGCAUCGACACGACUGAAGGCGAAUGAAGAGUUUCACUGCUUGCCAGUUAAGUUCCAGGAGCUAAGACUCAAAGAAAUGAGGUGACAGUCAUUUUGCUGGCUACUGAACUGUUGUUGGAAAGGUGGAGAAAAAGAAGAUACAAAUUUAAAAAAAAAGCAGGAGGACUGGAGGAAAUGUAAGGGUAAUCAGAAGGUGUAGGUACAACUUCUGCUUCAUGCUGAGGUCUUACCUUUCCAGGCAUUGCAUGUGGCAAGAUCCUUGUCUAGCUCAUUGACUCAAGGAAAUAAAGAGUGCUGCAUGGCAAGGGAGUGGGUUUCAGGAUCAUCAGUCCCAGCAGCUCUCUUGAUUCCUUAUGUGAUCCUGGAGCAGGUCAUGUCCCAAGUGACUAACUCCACUUAGGAAGAAACUUGUCUGAUUGCCAGCUGCAGCAGCACCAUGGAUCUGUUCAAGCUGUAUGUGCACAUGCAUCUUCACAGCCCAAGCAGCAGUACGCUUCCACUAUUCGCAUUCCCUCCAUGCUCUUUCCUACUCUUCAGCCCUUCAGUCACCACAUAGCUAGUGGAGCAUGGCAAAGCAGUGAUCAGUUGACCAGAAAAAAAACCCCAUUUCUUUCAGUGGGCACCACAAGCUGGUUGGCUGCACAGCAAAAGCACAAGAGGAGAUGAUCUCAGUCUCUUGGUCUUUUUUUUCUUUUUUUUUAAAGUUUUUAUAAAUAGCAAAAAUUCUUAUGGCACCAUAAAAAUAAGGAAGCACCUUUUGGUUCUUUGCAAGUGUUGACCUUCUGCCUGCUGACAUUCUCUGCUCGAGGUUUUCUUAGGUACAGCAUCUCUCUUGGUGGUAUGUACAGAGAAGCGUCAUGGCAGCAGGAGGAAGAGACUGACUGCUCAGCUUCACUGCAAGGCUUGCUGCAAGGAGCCAUCUGCUCACUGAUCCCUAGCUAGUUACCUAGUUUCUCUCCAGCAAGCACCUUUUGCUGCCUUCUUCCCACAUGCUGCCUUAACACUGAUCAACUUACUGUAUCCUGCUCAUGGAAGAUUUUGUCUUUCUCUUUCAUGGGAAUUUUUUUUUUUAAAAAAAACCAGAACUGUACGGGUAGUAGUGCUGAAGUACUGACCUGGCAGUCUUGGAAUUGGUCCUAUUUCCAUGGAGCAUCUCUGGCAUGCUAAACCGAAGUCCCUUGUUACAGACACACUGAUUAUAUGAAUUACUGAUGAAGUGAUUGUUAUUUAUUUGAACAGCAACACACUGUAUAUACCCUAGUUUCUACACGUUAUCCAUCAUUUUUCCUUCUUGAAAAUAAUGUCCUGGCAGCUUAUACAUACAACUGGGAAAAAGUUGGCUGAGCCAUGCCUAAAAACUUCUCAGCUACCUGAAUGAGCAGGAAGUUCAUUCCAGUCCAAAGAAGUCAGCUAUCAGAGGCUUGUUUAACCCUUUUUUUUUUUUUUUUUCUAUUUUGAUUCCUUAUGUGAUUUAGCAGGUUGCUGUGUGCUUCAUUUUUGACCAAAUACUUCAAGCCUAAAUCAAGCUUGUGCACUUCUUCCAUAUGCUUUUGUAUGGACUGUUCUAUAGCUUGUCUGUUUAUAUCCUCAGUGUUUAUCCAACAAAGUGCCACUAAUGUGUAGAACAGGUGAACAACUCAUAUUUCUGUGCCUGAACAGAGCAUUAUAAACUUGACUCCACUGGAAGAAAGACAGUACUGCAGUGGCUGCAACUAUGCAUCACAUUUUACAGGCUUGGAAACUGCACCAAAAAUCUUUCCCAGCUGCUUCUGAGUUGAACGUGGACAGUAUGAGUGCAAAUAAACUCACUUGACUCUGCGCUGUUUUUUUCAACCAUCCUGCAAAGUUUUCUGGUUCAGAAGUAUUAUCUGGUUUUGCUUGUCAGUUUAUAGUGGUAUGAAAUAGAAGCAUUUUUUGCAGCUGGAGACCAAGUCAGAUUUCUGGAAGUGUAUCAUCCCUUGUUCUACUUGCAGGCCUAGCGAGACAGAUAGAGGAGUAAGAUGGAGAAAACGCUGCCAACUUUCCAAUAAUAUAGGCAGAGCCCCAAGCCAUUUCUUCCUUUUAAACAACAGCUGCUGAUAGUCACCAGACACUGCACAGACAUUUUACCAGGAUACUUAGUGAUGCUAGCCCUCGCCCUGGCUGUGUGGGCUCAGCAGCAUACCUAAAGAGAGAGCUGUGUCGAACCAGCACUGCUGUGGCCCCUGGAAGCACACAUUUGCAAAAACCAAACAUGAGACUGACAGCAGCUCUCCAAAACAGAAACUGGUAAUACCAUGUUAAUCAUGGUGUGUUUGUGCACCCAUAUAACAUGGUCCUGAACUGAUCUGAGCAAAGUUGGCUUAAGGAUCCAUAAAAAAACCCCAAAACCUACAAAGAAAAGAAGCAUUAUAUUUAUAGUUGUAAUACCAAAACAUAACAUUAUAUCCUGACGUUAUGGUGACAGCAUUUCUGGUACGACACGCUUCAGUCAACAGCAGUUGAGUCUAGGGAGGAGCAAGGAAGCUGAUUUAAAAUAAUUUCUCUCCUCAGAAACAGUAAGUGUGUUGUCUUGCAUUGCUGAGCUGUGGGUUUGUUUAAAAUUGGGCAUGUCUUUUACAAAAAGGUCUUAGUCAUUCUCUGACAGCUGAUACGAAGCAAAGGCUGCUUGGUAGAGGAAAGCUUCUAUUCAAAACAUCUUCUGGGACUUUGCAAUGAUUACAGAAAGGUGCCAAUAUAAAAUUAUAUUUUUAAUGAGAGUGCUGAUAUAGAAAACCUUUACAAUUUUGUACCUUUAUAAAUAUUAUUCCUGGAAAAAUGGAGCUGAGUGUUGGAAAUUAUUCUCCUUCAUUGGUUGCAAAUUUGAACUAUCUAUUCUUACCUGGCAUUAAACUGCAGAAUUUUCUCUCUCCAUGUGAUACUUUCCUAAAGGACCACCUUCUCAUUUCCCUGUGUUAAAUGAUGUUUCCAUCUUGGACACAACUUCAUGUAGCAUCAGAUUCUUCUGUGCAUUUACAGUA
Athene cunicularia (burrowing owl) is the source of this 5317-nucleotide messenger RNA. RefSeq names its product thromboxane A synthase 1 (gene TBXAS1). Gene Ontology annotation, molecular function: monooxygenase activity; iron ion binding; heme binding. The record is from RefSeq and is a predicted model, not a curated record. Bases 80 to 1687 code for a protein of 535 amino acids. NCBI's taxonomy places the organism in Eukaryota, Metazoa, Chordata, Aves, Strigiformes, Strigidae. The transcript has 13 exons.